Messenger RNA from Aaosphaeria arxii CBS 175.79, 4309 nucleotides. RefSeq lists its product as uncharacterized. The coding region runs from base 372 to 4277 and encodes 1301 amino acids. The transcript has 5 exons. The record is from RefSeq and is a predicted model, not a curated record. NCBI's taxonomy places the organism in Eukaryota, Fungi, Ascomycota, Dothideomycetes, Pleosporales.
UGGAUAUGCGGGUUUGAGUGGUCGAGGUACAAGUAACGCUGCCGCUGCUGUCGCCGCGCGUGAUGCAUGCUGCGUGUCGCUGCGACUUUUAUUUGGCUUGCCUUUGCUUGCUGCACGCACGUUAGGUGCAGAUAUUCGAGGGUUCGCGACGCAAUACUUGUGGCUUAUUCUUCGUUCGUUUGUGGACUGUUGUACAGUCUGUUUUAUUUUGGUGACGAGUUUCAGCCUUGUUCGAGCUUCUACUUUUCGACGUUUAGUUGCCUCUUUGGGCUGGAUGGAGUGUUAAUGUGAUUAUUCGAAUAUACCCAAAGAGUCGGAAAUCUUAACGACCAUAAUUGAAUUGAAUGGAAAACCAUCGCAACGUCGACACGAUGAAUAACGACCACCAACAGUUCCGAUCCAGCUUCCCGGACUCGCCUUUCUCGCCUCGCGACGCAGCAUACCUUCCCUCGUCGACGACUAAUAGUAACAAUAAGACGCCAUUCGUAUCGAUCCUUCCAUGGCGAAGCAAAUCCCCCUCAUAUUCGGCGCCGUCAAAGCAACGCCGAUGGACGCCAGCGGCAUUCCGCCCAUCAGUACUCAUUCUCUCAAUCGUGCUCUGCUGGGGCCUGAUAGCUGUUCUGCAGUAUCUACUCCACAUCUCGCAACGGGAUGGAGGGAUCAUGUUCGCCCCGUCGAUCUCUGAGUUCACGUUUCGCCAGACGUUCUUGUCUACACAUUUGCCUACCAUUGUGGCGCUUGUGUUCAGUAUCUUCUGGGCUUGGAUCGAUCUGCAGGUCAAGAGGCUGGAGCCAUGGUAUCAGUUGAGCAAGCCGGGUGGUAGCAUUGGGAGAGAGAGUGUGCUGUUGAGUUAUCCGUUUGACUUUCUGCCUGUUGUGCCCUUCAGUGCAGUUAAGAAUCGACACUGGGCGGUCUUCUGGGCUUCGAUCGGUGUCGUCGUCGUAACAUGGGGUAUUGUGCCAAUCCAAGCCGGUCUCUUCACAACCGAAACGAUCAAGACGAGUGCGUUCUCUCCCUUCGACAUCUCCACGAACUUCAUAAGAGCGGAAGCACAGAACACGACCUUGGACGGCCGGUUCAUUCACUCUGCACAUGGAAUCAUCUGGCUGAACGAAACGAUGCCACCGUACAUGACCCGCGAUUAUAUCCUGCAGCCGUUUCGGAAACAAUCGGAGGGAGUCGUGAAGGUUAAUGAGACCUGGACUGGCGAGACACAGCUGUUCGGUUUGGAUCUCAGUUGCGAGACCCCAGUCACAGUGGGAGAGGGGACGUCGAAGGCUUAUAAUACUACGGGAGGUUGCAGCUGGCCCGCAGAUGUUGCAUCGAUUGGAAACCAAACCAUCGGCCCCCUGUACCCCAACACCAACCAGAGUUCCACUACCGACACCAAAGAGUUCUCUGGUCGCUACAUAGGAUUUUGGUCGACAGACUUUUCCGACUAUUAUCUGGAAAGGGAUUGCCCUAUGUCGCAAAACCACACCUUUUUCGUGCAGUUUACACGAAAUAAGAAACGCGAGGAAGAUCCGCCACAGAAUGUUACCCGAUUAUUCUGUACGCCCUUUUAUUAUUAUCAGAACGUUACUGCAAAAGUGGAUGCAGGAAGUCUUCGGCCACUGUCCUACGAGUCCACUGGGAAGAAGGAAACGCUUCCCAGCGAAUGGUGGGAUGCCCGCUAUUUCGAAAACAUGAUGAACGAAGGAGGGCUCGCCGUAACUCAGGCGCGUGGUGCUUUGCCGAUGGACCAGCUGCCAAACCAGGUGGAAGGUCUCUCCAGAUUUCCAAUGAGUUCGACAACCGUUCAGCAGAUGGUCGGAUUCUCUAUAGGAGUUUCAAACAGUUCUUUGGAGAAUCUGCUGAAGCCCCAAGAACUAUCGCUCGCCUACCAAACAGCGUACCGGAUUGUCUUCGCUCGUUCUAUGGCUGACAUCCUGGAUCGUAAAUUCUCUCACGUAAAGCAGAGCAGCGGCAAUGUCGAGUUCGUGAGUGGUGCUGUGGUGGUGGUUCCAACAUUCACCUACAUUGUGGAAGGCUUGCUUGGUUUUGUAUCCAUCUGCUCUAUCGCACUUUUAUGGAUUUCACUGAAGAGAAAAUGGAGCAUACAAUCGGAUCCUUCAACAAUAGCUGCAAUAAUGUCGCUAGUUGCUGAUAACCCGGCUUUGUUGCAUAAAUUCAGUCUCUUAGAUUGUACUAACAAGGACGAGUUCGACAAAUUAUUAGAAAAGGAACGUUUUGAACUACGACAGGACGAUCACGGCAUCAGCCUCUCAGAGCCGGAAUAUCAAAUGCAGCCGGGGUUCAGGGAGAGAAGCCAUACCUCUGAUGUUCGCAGCCAAACACGGAUCCGACCGCGGGAGUUCGGUUUCGUGAUGGUAGCGCCUUUUCUGUCUCUACUCACUGGCCUUGCAGUAGUGAUUGGUGUGUUCUGGAGGAUAAGUCAGCCUUCAGGAAUAGUCAGACCGUCUGACAGUGCCGUUGUGCGUCAGAUUCUCGAAAAUUAUAUACCUACUGCGCUUGCUACUCUGAUUGAGCCAAUAUGGAUCUUGGUCAAUCGAUUGCUGUGUAUGCUACAGCCAUUGGAAGAACUCCGCCACGGCAGGGCCUACGCACGUCGAUCACUUGAUCUAAACUAUAGCUCCUUGCCGCCCCAGCUUGUCAUUUUCAAAGCGCUUCGAUCGUCACACUUCAAGCUUGCUGCAGUGUGUCUGAUGGCGCUUCUGGCCAACGUAUUAGCCGUCGCGUUCUCAGGCAUGUUCAAUGAACAAUCUAUCCAGAUUAACCAUGGAACGAUCUUCAACGCGCCGUAUAUGUCCAAGUUUGUCAGUGUCGACGGUCAAAUUGGGCCUAACAUAGGGCGAACAAAGCUCUCAGAAUAUGAACCAACCGGCGCAUGGGCUGGCGGGGAUGGUCUUGAUAUAUUCCUGAGUGUCGAAUCACAUUAUCAAGCUGGCACCGCACUUCCUCCUUGGACAGGGGAUAAAUACUUUUAUAUUCCAUACACCAAUGGAAGCGCGCUCAACUCUGAUGGUUUCAAGGCCACAACUGAUGCCUUCGGUGCUGAAUUGGACUGCGUAGAAAUUCCGGCAAAGGACUACACCGCGAACAUGACGAGGGAACCACAGACGGAGCGAAACUCUGCAAACUUCUUGAUGACGAUACCAGACAAAGACGGCCAGCCAGUUACUUGCGAAGCCAAAGAAGUGCCAGUAUCGAUAGGCAGGGGUUUGGUUGGGAUUGGGCGCGGCGAAUAUGGCGGGUGCGAUACCGGCCGGUUGUCUGUUGAGUUUGUCCUUGCCUUGCAAGCAGCCGGGAAUGCCUCAGAAACAGAAAAGGAGACUUGUGCGCGCACCAACUUCCUUGGAUGGACAAGACAACAAGGAGAUCCGUGCCGAUUUAAUGGGACAAUCACUUUUAGUGACGACAAUGCUAGAUUUGUAGGUUGUCGGUCCCGCCUUGUUGCUGGAACCGCAGACGUAACCAUUGACCGAAACGAACAUGUCCGCCAAGUUAGCAAUAUGCGGCGCACGUCGAAUCUUACACAAGAAUUCCUGGAAGAACAUUUUUCCAACGAUUUUAAUAACGUCUUGGAACAAGGAGAACGAUAUUUGUUCAAUUCCCCGCAAACCCGGCCUAUACACAACGAUUCCUUCGCCGUGGACUACAUCAACUAUUUCAUCAUUCAGGAUACUAAGAGCCGUGCACUUAUUGAUCCAGCAGCACCAUUGCCCGACUUUGAAACGAUCAAGAACCAUCUAUACCCAAUUUACUCGAAGAUGUUUGCUAUGUGGCUAGGACUCAACAAAGAUCGACUUCUCGUGGUUCGAGACCAGAAUAUAAACCAACUGAGAGAAGGCCUCAUCACCAAAGCUGAGAUCCGAAUCUUUCUCUCGAGGCCAAUGUUCUUCAUUGCGGAAAUCAUCCUUGCUAUCUACGUGAUCGUGGGCUUGGUCCUUUAUCUUUGGCGGCCAGGGAAGUUUCUGCCACGCCUACCAACCUGUAUAGCGACCAUCAUCACUUUGUUCGCAGCAAGCGCAGCGGUGCGAGAUAUGGAGGGAACGAGUUGUAUGAGUAAGGAAGAAAGGAGAAGUCACUUGCGUGGACUUGGCUAUCGGUACGGUUACGGAACAUUCUUGGGGGAUCGAGGGAAGAUGCACGUUGGCAUAGAAAAGGAGCCGCUGGUGAAGUAUACGCCAGUGCCUGGUUUGUUAGAGAAGGUACAAACCGGGUUCUCAACCAAGAGUAGGAAAGUAUCGAGUGUGGAUUCUGGAAUUGGCAAUUAGUAUAUUUAUGUUGUCAGUCGAGUACGUACAAG